UUGACGUUUCGACAUGGUGAGCUGCGCCACGUGCUCCAAGGCGGUGUACUACAACGACCCACAAGUCUAUGGCAAGUCGGCGCACCUAUAUCACAAGAGCUGCUUCAAGUGCACUGAGUGCGCAUGCCAGCUGACUCUAAAUACGUUUGCGUACCAUGGCGACGUCCUGCUUUGCAAGACGCACUACAUGUCGUUCUUCCGAACGACCAACUCGUACGGCGGCGAAGACAAGUUCAAGAAACAAAAAGACGAUGUUGUGUCCGCAACUGUCGUCAAGGAAAUUGCGGCGGCAGCAGCAGCGGCGGCGCCUGCCCCUGCCCCCCUUGCCCCCCUCGACAUCACCCCAUACGACGUCAACGAAAAGCCAACCAAAGUGUCUCCGCUGCGCGACUCGUUGUCGUCCAACCCAUUUUUGCGCAGCGACUCGAACCGUGGCAUCCGAUCAAGCUCGGACGCACCGGCAUUAGACCAAACCAAGCGCAUCAGCCCGAACAACGGCGCGAGCAAAGUGAAGCGCGUGUUUGGAGGUAGCCCCAAGUGUACGCUGUGUGCCAAGAGUGUGUAUGCAAAUGACCUCAAGACGCAGUUGGAAGGCAAGAUCUUCCAUCAAGAGUGCUUCAAGUGUGCCAACUGCUCGACGCAGCUCAACCUGAACAACUUUACCUUUGCCGGCGACCAGCUCCUGUGCAAAGUGCACUACAUGCAGUCGUUCCACAAGAAUAACGGGUACGCUGGAGGAGAGCAAUUCACGAAGAAAUAGAUGUAACUUUCAAGUUUAUGUAUCACUGUCUGUGCAUGGAUGCAUCGACAUAACCGCGA
Molecule: messenger RNA, 819 nt
Organism: Aphanomyces invadans
Lineage: Eukaryota; Oomycota; Saprolegniomycetes; Saprolegniales; Verrucalvaceae
Exons: 1
Coding region: 14-760 (248 amino acids)
Biological process (GO): actin filament bundle assembly
Cellular component (GO): actin cytoskeleton; plasma membrane
Molecular function (GO): actin filament binding
Source: RefSeq, a predicted model, not a curated record